Carassius carassius (crucian carp) is the source of this 2070-nucleotide messenger RNA. Its product is annotated as transcription factor Dp-2-like. The transcript has 14 exons. Gene Ontology annotation, cellular component: transcription regulator complex; nucleus. Gene Ontology annotation, biological process: regulation of cell cycle; regulation of transcription by RNA polymerase II. Gene Ontology annotation, molecular function: RNA polymerase II transcription regulatory region sequence-specific DNA binding; DNA-binding transcription factor activity, RNA polymerase II-specific. NCBI's taxonomy places the organism in Eukaryota, Metazoa, Chordata, Actinopteri, Cypriniformes, Cyprinidae. The record is from RefSeq and is a predicted model, not a curated record. The coding region runs from base 197 to 1426 and encodes 409 amino acids.
UGUCUGCCACCGCCAAGCUUGUGUGCGGAGUUGAGCGGCAGUCAGGAAGUGCGCGCGGCCGAGCUGUUUUCAUCACUCACGAACGGUUUGUUUUCACUUUGACGGAGCAGCUCGACGCUUUCUGCCCCGAAGUUCAAGGGGCCGUGCAGCUCUGAGCGUGAGGGGAUCUGACCAGAAAGAGCCCGUCAUCGUCAGUAUGAUGGCCGACACGGUUGGCGCAGCAGCUCUGUGUGGAGAUCUGAAGGCUUUUCUGAACCAAAACCUCUCCAAAGGCAACAUUUCCCUGGUAACUCCGUCCAGCUACAGCCCAGUCACCAAGAUCACACUAGGAAUGGUCAAUUCUAAUGUGGGAGCCCAGAUGAUUUUGAGCACACCACAGAGAGUGUCUCAUCCUGGAGGUAUCCUCAUCGGCAGCCCGUUCACGCCGCACACAACACCGCUGGCCAUGGUUACUCCAGCGCACCCUCCUGAGGGCGACGAGUGCACCCCGGGAAACAAAAAAAGGACACAUGACUACAUUGAUUCCUAUUACUCGGACAGGGACAGACUGUGUUCGAGUGAUUCCUCGUCCAGUAAGAGAAUGAAGAGGGCAGAUAAGAACGGUAAAGGCCUCAGGCACUUCUCCAUGAAGGUGUGUGAGAAGGUACAAAAGAAAGGCACUACGUCCUACAACGAGGUGGCAGAUGAGCUGGUGACGGAGUUCACUCACGCCAGCAGCCUGAUGCCCACCGACUCGCAGGUGUACGACCAGAAGAACAUCCGUCGACGUGUGUACGACGCACUCAACGUGUUGAUGGCCAUGAACAUCAUCUCCAAAGAGAAGAAGGAGAUCCGCUGGAUCGGCCUGCCCACUAACUCAGCUCAAGAGUGCCACAGCUUAGAGCUGGAAAAACAGAAGCGUUUGGAAAGAAUCCGACAGAAAAGAGCUCAGCUAGAGGAGCUAAUAUUACAGCAGAUCGCCUUUAAGAAUCUGGUGCAGAGGAACCAGGCCAGCGAAGCCUCGUCCCAGUCAGCUCCUCCUCCAGGAUCUGUCAUUCAGCUUCCCUUUAUCAUCCUCAACACUGACGUCCGCACCGUCAUCGACUGCUCCAUCUCCAGUGAUAAGUGUGAAUACCUCUUUAACUUUGACAACACGUUUGAAAUCCAUGAUGACGUUGAGAUCCUGAAGCGGAUGGGCAUGUCUCUGGGGCUGGAGAACGGCACGUGCUCUCCAGAGAACCUCAGCGUGGCCAGAUCUCUGGUGCCCAAAUCUCUGGAAGCGUAUGUGACCACCAUGGCCACAAACUCCAACAGGAAACCUCUGAGCCUCACAAGUCACAGCAGCACUGCCCCGUCACACACCUCAGAGUCCCGCGGCCAGACGCCCAGCUCCUUCAACGAGGAAGAGGAGGAGGAUGAUGAAGACGAUCCCUCUUCCCCAGAGUGAUCCCGAGCAGGAAACCCCACACAGGAAAUAAGCUGCCACUCCUCUCUAUCUUACCAUAUUUUUAGCUUCCCUCAUCAUCUCUUUCUUCCUCUUUCCCAGUUUGGCACAAACGCCAGGAGUCUUUGGUUCUGGGGGAGACGGGUUACUGUAUUUUUGUGGUGCUUUUUGGCUAGCGAGCCGUGGGUCAGCCGUGGAGGAGAGUCAUCUCACUGUACUACUCUUCUCUGCUCCCUACCCAGAGAGACGUUCAAAUCCUUCCCAAAAAUGUAUUUAUUUCGGUCAUAUUUGAAUAUGACUAUCUGUGUAGUCCAGUGGGCUAGUGCCACUUUAUUUUCUCCUCCUAGGGAUCGGAAAGCAACGUCCUGAUCUUACUGUUCACCGUCUGGAGGGAAUUUACAUCCAUGCAUUUAAAAAAAAAUGAAAAAAAAUGUUCUUUUUUUUUAUAUAGCUUGAUUCAAUGUCAUUUGUUGUAUUGUAUAGUUGAUUCCUGGUCAUUCAUCACAAUAGUUGAAGGAUAAUAAAAGAUGGAUGGUUGUAUCUGCUGUUCUGGGUUCAGAUAGCUGCCAGUCACUAUCUGAAUGUUGCAUGCUGGGAGAUGUAGUCUUGUGUGAGAGAUGUGAGGUUUUGUUCACACUGAGUGUGGC